AUGGGAAGUUCUAAAUGUGAAAGUGGCGGCUUCCUCCCCACCUCCUCGGGGACUAGCACCCCAUGGGACACAGCACUCACAUGCACCACAGCCUCUGUCUGGGGGCUUGCCGGCAUCUGCUCAGCCCUCAUCCUCCAGGACGAUGAGGUGAUGGUCACUGAGGGCUUGCCUGCAAAGGGUCUGGCCAGUGGCAACAUUGGGAGCCUGAUCUGCAAGGGAGACGCUGGUAAAUCCACCCCAGCAGCUGGAGCUGCCCCAGCAGCAGGUCCUGCUCCCUCCAUCAGGGCUUCUCAGGCUGAGGAGAAGGAAUUGGAAGAAAAGAAAGGAGAAUCAGAAGAGUCUGAUGAGGAUGUGCACUUUGGUCUUUUGACUAAACCUCUUUUGUAA
Messenger RNA from Mustela erminea (ermine), 387 nucleotides. RefSeq names its product 60S acidic ribosomal protein P1-like. Gene Ontology annotation, cellular component: cytosolic large ribosomal subunit. The record is from RefSeq and is a predicted model, not a curated record. Gene Ontology annotation, biological process: cytoplasmic translation. Gene Ontology annotation, molecular function: structural constituent of ribosome; protein kinase activator activity; ribonucleoprotein complex binding. NCBI's taxonomy places the organism in Eukaryota, Metazoa, Chordata, Mammalia, Carnivora, Mustelidae. Bases 1 to 387 code for a protein of 128 amino acids. The transcript is spliced from 3 exons.